AUGGUGCGAACGAAAAAGAGCGUGCCCAUGCACAACCCCCUGAGCAACGUAGACGGGGGGGGGAGCAGCAACGAACCGACGAACAAGACGGCACAGAGCAGAUCAUCACAUAAGCACGCCGCAACGGGGAAAGGUACUCGAAGUCAAAUUCCGCAAAAGGGAAUGAAGAAGACAACUCGAAUUAGGAGACCCCAUAGAUACAGACCAGGUGUAUUAGCAUUAAAAGAAAUACGAGCAUACCAAGCGUCAACACAGUUGCUUAUUCCAAAAAUACCUUUUGUUCGAGUGGUAAAGGAGAUCACCCGAUUGUUUGAAUUGCCCAAUGAACAACUGCGUUACACCCCCGAAGCUCUGUUGGCACUGCAAACCGCAUCGGAGGCCUACCUCGUCAGUCUAUUUGAAGACGCCUACUUAUGUUCACUUCACGCAAACCGGGUUACCCUCAUGCCUAAGGAUAUCCACUUGGCUCGCCGAAUCCGCGGCCGCGACUGA
Messenger RNA from Plasmodium coatneyi, 492 nucleotides. Its product is annotated as Histone h3. Gene Ontology annotation, cellular component: nucleosome. The record is from RefSeq and is a predicted model, not a curated record. Bases 1 to 492 code for a protein of 163 amino acids. The transcript has a single exon. NCBI's taxonomy places the organism in Eukaryota, Apicomplexa, Aconoidasida, Haemosporida, Plasmodiidae. Gene Ontology annotation, molecular function: DNA binding; structural constituent of chromatin; protein heterodimerization activity.